Messenger RNA from Melitaea cinxia (Glanville fritillary), 2798 nucleotides. It is a transcript of the gene btz, whose product is annotated as protein CASC3. The transcript has 21 exons. Gene Ontology annotation, biological process: mRNA processing. NCBI's taxonomy places the organism in Eukaryota, Metazoa, Arthropoda, Insecta, Lepidoptera, Nymphalidae. The record is from RefSeq and is a predicted model, not a curated record. Gene Ontology annotation, cellular component: exon-exon junction complex. Gene Ontology annotation, molecular function: mRNA binding.
AUAAUUCCGUGAAAUGGAAUGUGUUAUUCUAUGGCUGCUAGAUUUCUUGUUUAUUUGACAUUCUUUAUUUUCCGUUGAUCAAAGACGGCACAUACCGAAAUUAAUCGCGUAAAUCGCUUGAACAGUGUUUUAAUUUGACUGUGAUCGUACGCUAUCAAUCUGGAAGUCCUUCAAGUAACCCGUGGGGACGGCGAGAUGACGUCCGUAGCUAGGAGGCGAGAACAGGACGACUCUGGCGAGUACUCCGAUGCAUCUCAAGACAUUGAGCAGAAUAACUUAGGAAAUGAUGGUGGUCAGCAUGAGUCCGAUUAUGAUUCCCAGGGUAGUGAAUCUGAGCAUUCGGAUGGGGAUCCUGAGAAACAGGAGACCGAACGUCGUGUGGAUGACGAUGAAGACCGCAGUAAUCCACAGUACAUUCCCAAGAGGGGUACUUUCUAUGAACAUGACGAUAGAACAGCGGCAAGCGGCGAAGAGUCAACCAACACUACAGCAGAGGUAGCGUCAGAGAAGAAAGAAGGUAGUGAAACUCCAGCUGAGAGACGCCGUCCUCCACGCAAGUCUGAAACCCUUAAUAAGUGGUCACACGACAAGUAUAAUGAGAACGAACAGAUGCCAAAGUCUCGUGACGAGUUAGUCGCGAUAUACGGAUACGAUAUAAGAAACGAAGACGCGCCACCACACGCGAGACGAAAUCGAAGAUAUGGGUUCCGAAAUUGGCGCCGGGGACCCAAUAAAUACACUCGUACUUGGGAAGAUGAAGAGGCCUACAAGCGUCAGACGAUACAAGCGACGCCGAGGAAGCCUCCGAGCCCGGCCGACUUCCCAGAGCUGACCGCUGCCAACAAACCUGGCAGACGACCCCGAGCUAGACCCCGGUCUAAAUCACAGCCAGCUUCAAACGAAUCCUCCGAGAAUGGUUCACAGUUGAGAAGAAAUGCCUCUAUUAAAACGCCCAAACAGAAACCCGUAAAACCGAACACACCAAAGAUGGGUCCAAGGCAAUCUAUGAAGGACAAAAUACCUUUCGAGAAUCUCACUAUCACCACAUCGGCUAAUAAUAAUAAGUGAUAAUGUAAUGUUUCCAGCCAAGGUCACCAGCGCAAGGUGAACGCGUCGGUGGCGCAGCAGAGGCCCGUGCCCACCGAGCAGACCAAGAAGAAACCCUUCCCCGCACUGCCCAUACAGCCGCAGAGUGCAGCGCCACCGAAACAAACACCAAAUCAAAAGCUGACGCAACAAACACAGCAACAGACACAGCAGGCGAAUGUUGGUGAGUUUUACAUAUUUUUGUAUUAUUUUAACAUGGCAAAAUAUAAAAAAGUGUUACGCAAAAAAAGCUACGAUGGAACAGACAUUUGUCUUCAACUUAAAAUAACCCUGUUUUUGCGUCGUAGUAUUAAUAUUAUGUCAUUAGAAUCACGCGGCGGCAGUAAGCGUUACAGCAGCCUCCGACAGCGCCCUCUCGCGGAACCCUACUCUCCACAACAACAACAAAAGCCACAACAACCACAACAACAGCCACAACAACCACAACAACAACCACAACAGCAACAGCCUCAACAACAACAACACAACAGCCACAACAACCUCCACAACAGCCAUCUCAGCCACAGCCUCAACAGCCACCACAUAGAUAUCAUGGUGGUAAAGUUCCCGGGCGGCGCGCACCAAGGCAGCCCCGGCCCGCAACUCCACCCGCCUCCCAUCAUGCAUCCGAUAAUAAAAAAGAAAAAAAAUACGGUCGAUUUGAGAACCUCAUCCUUUUAUGAAAUUAAUAAUAAUGUAACAUGUAACAUUAUCAUUACAUUCGUAUACCUGUUUAUAGCAUGUGUUUUCUCCUUACAGCAAGUCCAUAGGAACGCGUCGACCCAGCACGGCCCUUCGCCACCGCAUCAACAGCUGCCGCAGCCGCAACACUCGCAACAGAUGGUGUCUCACCCGCACCACUCGAUGCACAACAUGCCUCAACCGCACUCCAUCGGUCAGUUACAGCCGUCACAAGGAUACGCUCCCCCGGCCAUGAUGCCUGCGCAAUAUAUGCAACAAAAUACAACCGGUGGUGUAUUCGGAACGGCUCCAAUGUACCAGCCACCCGCUGCAUACCCACAUCAAAUGUACCAGCAUCACAAUUAUGCUACCCAAGCAGGCGGUGUCACAUAUUACAGCUGUGCGGAACAAGAACAACCACUUCGAGCUCAAAGGAGACCGACCGCUGCCAUACCUAUAGUACGACCUGACAGGCCAGCGAAUUCAUCUGAAAAGGACAACAUAGACAGAAUCGUCGAGAAUAUGUUCGUAAGGAAACCUUGGCCGGCACACAGCGCCGAUCCAUCAAAAGAUAAACCACAAGAGACGAGAAAUUCUCAAGAACUUCAAAGCAAGGAACCUUCCCAACCGAACAGUUUGACAUCGAGUUCGAUAUCAAGCGACUCGAAAUCGGAGAAACCUGAGAAAUCUGAGCGAAUGGAGAAGGUAGAGAGAGUGGAGAAGCAGGAGAGUGAGGAGAGAAAAGAGGAGAGUGCGGAUGCCUGACGUGUGUUGUAUGAAUAUCAGAACUAUUUUAGCAGGAGAUAAUUCUCUCAUCGUGCAAGCGAAUGGAAACUUUAAGGGACGAUCAAGCUCUUACUAGCGACUGUAUUCACAUUAAAAUUGUAAUUCUUGUUUCGAUUCGUAUUUCUAUUUUUCUUGUGUUUUCUGGAAAGAUUUUUUUAUGUUAGUAAAUUUUGAAAUCAAUACUUACGAUUGUUAUUAUUAUGACCAUAAUAACAUUACAAAAUAAUAAAAGAUUUUUGAAAUUA